Fundulus heteroclitus (mummichog) is the source of this 5478-nucleotide messenger RNA. RefSeq names its product calmodulin regulated spectrin-associated protein family, member 2a (gene camsap2a). The record is from RefSeq and is a predicted model, not a curated record. Gene Ontology annotation, biological process: neuron projection development; negative regulation of microtubule depolymerization; cytoplasmic microtubule organization. Gene Ontology annotation, cellular component: microtubule minus-end. Gene Ontology annotation, molecular function: microtubule minus-end binding; spectrin binding; calmodulin binding. The coding region runs from base 505 to 4905 and encodes 1466 amino acids. NCBI's taxonomy places the organism in Eukaryota, Metazoa, Chordata, Actinopteri, Cyprinodontiformes, Fundulidae. The transcript is spliced from 19 exons.
CCUCGGAGCGGUGCGGCAGGACGUCGGCAGCAGGAGAAGAUAGACUGAAUGAGAAGGCAAAGACAAAACAGCCAGGUUAUAGGAACGAUGUAGCACAGAUAUGAAAGAGAGAAGCCGCCCGCUUCGCCAUCAAAAUAACGGAGACCUUGCUGCUCUCAGUCCAGUCAGAGAAAAAAAAAAAGCUUUGUUUUUUGUUUUCUUUCUUUUUUUUGCCCCCCUUUGAAAUAACCGAAAACCUGGCCGGGUCCGACGGACAGCAGCAGAAUGGAUGGAAAACCUCAGGACUAGCGACCCGUUCUCUGGCAAGCAGACCGAGAGGGACGAAAGCGCGCCUGGCGGAGCGUUUAAUGACUAAAAGAGGCAGAGAAUAAGCAGCCGGGGAGUCAAUUUUUCACCUCUCCAGGUUACAGCCGCCUAUUGUUUUUUUUUCUCCCACACACACACACAUUCCGGCGGUGGGAUGCUCCCCUAGGCUUGGCCGCAUACAGCAUCAGCGGAGGGAAUAUGGGUGAAGUUCAGGACGUCAGGGAUGCGAGGAGGAGCUCCGUCGCUCCGGUGAUAAAGUCCUUCGAGCAUUAUGACUUUUCUCGGGCCAAAAUCUGUUGCAGCCUCGGGUGGCUGGUGGCCAAGGCGUACGGGACAGACAGCGUCCCCGCAGACCUGAAGGAGCCCUUCUACACCGACCAGUACGAGCAGGAGCACCUGAAGCCCCCCGUGGCCAGCCUCCUGCUCUCUGCCGACCUGUACUGCCGGGCCGGCAGCCUCAUCCUGAGGAGCGACGCCGCCAAGCCUCUGCUGGGCCACGAGGCCGUCAUCCAGGCGCUGGCUCAGCGCGGCCUCUACGUCACCGACCAGGAGAGACUGGUCACUGAGCGGGACCUGCGCAAGAGGCCUCUGCAGAUGGGCGCCCACUUGGCCAUGAUCGACACCCUGAUGAUGGCCUACACAGUAGAGACUGUAAGCACGGAGAAGGUGAAGGCCUGCAUUAAUCAGUAUUCGUCCUGCGACUCUGAGGAGGAGAAACCGUAUGAUACAGAGGACGCGGUGACCAUCUGGAUUAACAAGGUAAAUGAGUAUCUGAAAGACAUUGUUGCUCAGGAGCAGAAGAAGAAGGAGACACAGAGCGCCGAGCAGACCGGGAGUCCUCGGUCUCCAACCAAGUGGUACAUGAAGCUUGUACCUGCUCGCUACAGGAAAGAGCAGGCGUCGACGCAGCCAGCCCCGUGGAUCCCCUCUGUGGACAACCUGCUUAAGGACAGCACAGACGGCUCGGCUCUGGGUGCACUGCUGCACUUCUACUGCCCUCAGCUGCUGCCACUGGAGGAUGUGUGUCUGAAGGAGAAUAUGAGUCUGGCGGACCGUCUCUACAACCUGCAGCUCAUACAGGACUUCUGCAAGGACAACCUGAACAGCUGCUGCCACUUCAGCCUGGAGGACAUGCUCUACGCCUCCUCGGCCAUCAAGAAUAACUACCUGGUGUUCAUUGCAGAGCUGUUUUGGUGGUUUGAGGUGGUUAAGCCGUCUUUCGUAAAGCCAAGAAUCCUCGAAAAUGAAGGCACUGAACCUUCAUCCAUAUUGAAAAAUAUGCCUCUAAUUCCCAUCUCCAAAGCCACCAAGAGGAGCUUCAUGGAAAGGCCUCCAAGUCCUGAAAGGCCGAGUUUACCCCUUCGACCCCAGCCUCGUAACGCAGGAGAGAUCAAGAGGUCGAGCUCCAUGUCCUUCGUUGAUGGUAACCUAGGCACAUGGCCCAAAGAAAAAAGGUCUGGGCCUUACGGCGUGUCGUUCGACAUCCCAUUCGACAAAGACGAUUCUGCUCCUGCCGCACCUUCCUCUACACACGGGAUGGUUAGAUCGAUCAGCACCGACGAAGGUUUUGGGUUUAAGGUCAGCCACAUGCCCCGUGGAAUGAAGAGGAACCUGUCCUUCCAGCCAGUGAACGGUCAGAGCAUUGGUAUACAGGAGGAAGGCUGCCCAGACGGCCUUGCAGCAACGGAUCCCUGCAUGCCGGCGUUCCCCAACGGGCAUGGAAGUGUCCUGGCAUCAGCUCCUUCCAUGGAGGAAGCCCUCCAGAUCGUCCACAGCCCAACCAAGGCACCCGUAGAGGGCAUAAACAAUGGUUUCUUCCUGCACUGCCAAGACCGCGGGGAUGGCGCUGGGGGUUUGGACCCUGUGUCGGAGUCAGAUUCCAAGGAGCCUUUGAGCACCACAGACCCCACCGAGGUGGACACGGGCAUCCACAUCCGAACGGAGGACAUGCUGGACGAAGAUUCCUCUUUGAAGGACUGCUCCGUGAACAUGGAUCUGGAUGCGGACACGCCGAGCCCCUGUCCGAGCAACCAGAGCAGAUCUCCCUCGGGAGUGAAGAUGACCAGCUUUGCCGAGCAGAAGAUGAGGAAGCUCAGUCCGUCAGCCCCAGAUUCAGGCAGAGGAAGCAGCAGCUCCAUGAAGACCCCUCCGGAGGGCUCAGAGUUUGCCCUCCCGCUGUCAGUCUCCUGGGCGCCGACGCCCGAGCACAGCCCCGUCCGUCAACCCACCACGCCGACCGUUGCGACACCCGCAGCCGUCCAGCUUCCACCCAGCGACCCGGCGCAGGCCAUGGCCACAGAGAUGGUCCAGCUGAGGAUACGGCUGGAGGAGAAGCGCAAGGCUAUCGAAGCUCAGAAGAAGAAAGUGGAGGCCGCUUUUACGAGGCAUCGGCAGAAGAUGGGCCACUCGGCAUUCCUCAACGUGGUCAAGAGGAAAGCCGACGGGGCGGCCAGCGGGGAGGAAGGCAGGCAAGCCGAGGGAGAGGGGAAGCCGGCAAGCACAAGUCCCACCUUUAAAUUCGGCAGGAGCAAGGCGUACACACCCGACGGAGCAGAGCAAAGCUGCGCACCCUCCUGUUGGCAGAAGACGCCGGGCGCAGGGGACGAGGGUGGACAGAGCCACGCUCAGGUCACCGAAGCGGAUCUGUCCGAGUACACGCGUUCUAUCGAGAAGCUCAACCACUCGUUAGCGUUCCUCCAGGCUGAGAUGCAGCGCCUGGCGCAGCAGCAGGAAGUGAUCAUGGCCAUGAGGGGACAGCAGCACCAGCAGGCGUGGGUCAUCCCCCCUCCUCACGCUAACCCGUCGCCACAGAAGCACCCUCGACCCGGAGCCGUCACCCGCUCCUCGGGGCCUUCGUCUCCCGCCGACUCCCCCCGCUCCACCCGUCGCUCUCCGACCAGCAUCAAACGCAAAUCGGCCUCCUUCCACUCGCGCAAUCCUCGCACCGCCCGACCCAACGAGCUCAAGCUGGCCCCGUACAGCCGCGUCCUGACCGCCCCGCAGUCGGUUGACAGCAUCCCGAGGCUGCGCAGGUUCUCCCCUUGCCAGCCUUCGACCAGCUCCUUUAUGUACAUGGGGGAGGAGCCGGCACCCGGCGGCCCAGACGGGGAUAACGCCAAGGAGACCGACUCAGCCCCGUCUCCUCACAGCUCCCCCAACCGGCGGGCCUACAGAGAGCAAAGUGAAGCAGCUGCAAACUCCCCGACCCAGGAAAUAGAAGUCCAGACCCACGAAGAGAUGUCAGCCGCUGCGAAAGGCGACCAGAACCACACAGUUCAGAAAUCAUUUGUUGAAGUUAAGCCUUCGUUCCCUGAGGUUCUGGCCCACCCGGUGGUGGAGACCUUCACCCUGACGCCCACAGAGAUACCUCUCAACCCAGAAGCCUCCAGCCAAGCCGAAGGCAGCCUGAUUGAGCUUCCUCUGUCAGGCGUGAGGACGACGACGGAGGACCUGACGACUGACGAUGAUUUGGAGACGGAUCAAGGCAGCACCGAGAGCGUGGAUGACGACGAGCGAAAGCUGUGCCGCGGAUUCUUCUUCAAGGAGGAUGGAAAGGCAGAGGAGAACAUGGCGCAGAGGAGAGCUGCCCUGCUGGAGAAAAGGAUGAGGAGAGAGAAAGAGAGCCAGAUGAGGAAGAUGCAGCUGGAGGCCGAGUUGGAGCAGAAGAAAGAGGAAGCUCGACUGAAAGCAGAAGAGGAGCGUGUCAGGAAGGAGGAGGACAAGGCCAGGAAGGAGUUCAUCAAGCAGGAGUACCUCAGGAGGAAGCAGCUGAAGCUGAUGGAGGACAUGGACACCGUCAUCAAGCCUCGACCGGCCAAGCCGAAGCGGGGCCGGCCCAAGUCCAUCCACCGCGACAGCGUGGACUCCCCAAAGACGCCCGUUAGGGCUGCCACAGGUUCACGGCAGCGUUUCUUUUCAGUCUCCAGCCUGUCUCUGGCUUCGCUGACUUUGGGCGACAGUGACAGCGUUCACUCGGACAAAAGAGCACCAAGAAGUUCUAGUUUAGCCUCUAGCCGUCUCUUCUACUUUCUGAGCUCUCCCAAACAGAGAAGGAGAAGGCCAGACUCCGCCGAUGGCUUCCUCUCGCCGAGUCGCUCCAGCAGCAGGAAUGGAGAAAAGGACUGGGAGAACGCCUCCACCACCUCUUCUGUGACAUCCAACACAGAGUAUACUGGACCAAGGCUGUACAAAGAGCCCAGUGCCAAAUCGAACAAACACAUCAUCCAGAACGCUCUGGCCCACUGCUGCCUCGCAGGCAAGGUCAACGAGGGACAAAAGAACAAGAUCCUGGAGGAAAUGGAAAAAUCAGAGGCCAACAACUUCCUGGUUUUGUUCCGGGACUCCGGCUGCCAGUUUCGAUCCCUCUACACCUACUGCCCCGAGACGGAGGCGAUCAACAAGCUCACGGGCAUCGGCCCCAAGAGCAUCGCGCGCAAGAUGAUCGACGGCCUCUACAAGUACAACUCGGACAAAAAGCAGUUCAGUCAGAUCCCGGCGAAGACCAUGUCGGCCAGCGUGGACGCCGUGACCAUCCACAACCACCUCUGGCAAGCCAAGAAGCCAGCCACCCCUAAGAAAGUAGUGCCUGCACAGUCCUAAUAGAACUCUCUCCGGCCCCAGUCAGAACCCGCCUCAGUUUGCACUCCGCUGUACAUAUCCAUAACGAUUCCAACACCUGCAAUGCCAGUUUGAUGAAUGCAUAUUUGUCUUUUUUUUUUAUGUUAAUUACUCUCUCACUGCAUCCCUGCCUAUCCUACGUACUAUGGGCUCAGCGGGGACAGGAUGCGUCAGAUUAUGAACAACUGGAAUGUAUGAUACUGUUAAACAAGUGAUUGACAACGUUUGGGUCAUUCUGUAAAGAGUAUUGUUCUGUUUUUUUUUUUUUUAAUGUGCCAAAAGUCAAAAAAAAAUUGAGACAGUAUGAAUGCAAGGACCUUUUAACGUGGUACACUGAAGCGCUGAAUGUUUUCGUGUACAGAGGGAUUUCUCUUUGCUUUGUCCCGUUGAUAUCGGGCCUUAUGCACGUUUUUCAUUGUCCGUGAGCACAUUGAAGGAAUUAAGCGUAAACUUUUUAUGUGCGUUUCGAAGGAGACCCGUUUACUUUAAUGUCUUUGGAUUUAACGGUUUGUAUGAAAGGGUUGUAGAACCUGCAAAGGGCCAAAAAAAAAAAAA